AUGGCGCUGCAGGAGCUGCAAGAAGAUGAUAAAGACCACCAGCAGCAGCAACAGCAGCAGCAGCAGCAGCAGCAGCAGCGGGAAGGCAGCAGCGAGCGUGACAGUGGAGACAGCAGCGAAGAUGAGACUGCUGCAGCAGCAGAUGCUGCAGCAGCAGCAGCAGCAGCAGCAGCAGAUGCUGCGCUAGGCGCGCUGCUGCCAGCUGCUGAAAUCCCGAAGGAGAGAGAGAAGACAGAGAUACGUCUUCCUCUCCAUCCUGCUGCUGCUGCGCCUGCAGCAGCAACCGCAGCAGCACAAGCAGCUCCUGCAGCAGCAGCAGCAGCAGCAGCAACAGCGACAGCAUUACCUGCAACAGCAACAGCAGCAGCAGCAGCAGAACGCGCAACAGCAGCAGCAGGAACAGCAGUAGCAUCAACCCGGAGUCGCCUCGUUGGUUUCCCUCCUACAGGGGGCCCCAGCCCUCUCCCCAGCAACAGCAGCAGCAGCAGCAACAGCAGCAGCAGCAGCAGCAGCAGCAGCAGCAGCAGCAGCAGCAGCAACUUGUUGUUUCUGCGUGCAGGCUGGCUGCAGCGCCAGACACGGCAUACAAAACGUUUUGCUUUUCGUUUUUUGUUGCUGCAGGGUUCUGUGCUGUAUUCCUUUAAGCGUCUCCCUUUCUUGCGCAGCUGCCCCCUCAGCAGCAGCAGCAGCAGCAGCAGCAGCAGCAGCAGCAGCAGCAGCAGGGGUAUGGUGAGGGAUGAGGAUCUAGCUGCCUGGAUAGACUUUGCUGCUGCUACCUGCUGCUGGCAGCUGAGGGGCAGCAGAGUGGAGAGGUUUUCUUACGACAAGCCAACAGCAACAUUCAGGUGGUCUCUCAUCGCCCCCAACCUGCUGCUGCUGCAGCGCAUGCAGCAGCAGCAGCAGCAGCAGCAGCAGCAGCAGCAGCAAAAGGGGCAGCAACAGCAACACGCAGCAACGCAAAGACUCAAGACACGCUCCGUACCAGUGCAAACGAAACGACAACAGCAGCAGCAGCAACAGCAGCAGCAGCAGCAGCAGCUAGCUGGCAGCGCUGCAUGCUUUGCUGCACUCUCCCCGUCGGAACCUCCAGCAGCAGCAGCAGCAGCAGCAGCAGCAGCAGGAGCAGCAGCAGCAGCAGGAUGUACAGACACGAGUGAAGAUGAAGAAGGGCCUUUGGGUCCGUUUGCAGCAGCAGCAGAAGCAGCAGAGGCAGCAGCAGAGACAGCAGCAGCAGCUGAGAGUGCUGCUGCUGCUGCAGCAGCAGCAGCAGCAGCAGAGCGAGAGACAGCAGAAGCUCUUGCUGCAUGCACAGAAGAAGUUGUGUUUGCUGCUGCUGCAGCAACAACAGCAUACGACUGGAUGAGGCUUAUGGAUUGCUGCUGCUACCUGGGGGGCCCUGCUGAGGUGUACGUACACCCCAGCUGCGCCUCUCCUUUCUCUCCUUCUCUUCUUGAUGGUCUCCCUGUCUGGUUGUUUGCUGCUGGCUGGUUCUCUCUUGCUGCUGCUCGCUGGCAACGCGAGCAGCAAGCAGCAGCAGCAACAGCUGCUGCAGCAGCAGCAGCAGCAGCAACAGAUCCUCUGGCUCUAGCCGACAAGCAGCAGCAGCAGCAGGAUCUACAGCAGCAGCAGCAGCAGCAGCAGCAGGCUUUGAUACCUGCUGCUGCCUGGAAGGCGUUUGCUCCUAUACCAGCAGCAGCAUCAGCAGCAGCAAGAGCAGCAGCAGCAGCAGCAGCAACACCAACAGGAGACAGAAUGUUUGUUUCUCUGCGUCUCCUUGCUCUUUAUGAUUUGCUGCUGCCUGAAGGCUACGGCGUUUACUGUCUCCUUGAGUACCAAUCAUCUGUCUCCUUUUUUGGUGUCUUUGGGGGUCAACCUGCUGCUGCUGCUGCUGCUGCUGCUGCAGCAGCGACAACAGCAACAGCAGCAGGGGCGAGAACGUGGGCAGCCAGCCUGCACCAGCGCCCACUGCAGCAGCAGCUGCAGCAGCAGCAGCAGCAGCAGCAGCAGCAGCAGGCUGCGUCUCCUUCUCUCUUUCACAAAUGGUUUAAGAGAGCUACGGGUGGUUCUGCUGUCUCCUUUUGUCGCCGCUUGCUGCUGCUGCUGCCGCCUUGCUGCAUUUGUCUCCCUGUCUUCUAUCCUAGGCCUCAGGAGGAUUUGCUGCUGCACUUUAUUGCUGCUCCCCUGCAGCAGCAGCAGCAGCGGCAGCAGCAGCAGCAGCAGCAGCGGGUCAAGACAGCAAAGGAACGCGAAUCCAACAGCAGCAGCAGCAGCAGCAGCAGCAGCACGAUGGCAGCAGGAGAUGCUACAGCUGCACUUUCAUCUGCUGCUGCUGCUGCUGCUGCUGCGCUGCUGCUGCUGCUGCUGCUGCGCCUGCAGAACCUCACCCUCUCGAUAUGUCGUCGUCGUCAGCAGCAGCAGCAGCAGCAGGGCCGCCACUGCUGA
Messenger RNA from Eimeria mitis, 2442 nucleotides. RefSeq lists its product as uncharacterized. The record is from RefSeq and is a predicted model, not a curated record. Gene Ontology annotation, molecular function: transcription cis-regulatory region binding. Gene Ontology annotation, cellular component: nucleus. NCBI's taxonomy places the organism in Eukaryota, Apicomplexa, Conoidasida, Eucoccidiorida, Eimeriidae. Gene Ontology annotation, biological process: regulation of transcription by RNA polymerase II.